This is a messenger RNA of Gadus chalcogrammus (walleye pollock), 5074 nucleotides long. It is a transcript of the gene pparaa, whose product is annotated as peroxisome proliferator-activated receptor alpha a. NCBI's taxonomy places the organism in Eukaryota, Metazoa, Chordata, Actinopteri, Gadiformes, Gadidae. The transcript has 8 exons. Gene Ontology annotation, biological process: hormone-mediated signaling pathway; cell differentiation; regulation of lipid metabolic process. Gene Ontology annotation, cellular component: nucleus. The coding region runs from base 250 to 1701 and encodes 483 amino acids. Gene Ontology annotation, molecular function: nuclear receptor activity; zinc ion binding; RNA polymerase II cis-regulatory region sequence-specific DNA binding. The record is from RefSeq and is a predicted model, not a curated record.
CUUGUGAGUAUAACAUGUGUCCUAAAACACGUCACUUCCGAUCAACAGCCACACUGGAAAAGUUAGGCAUUAGCGCAACAAGUCGCAGGACAUGACCGACAACCUACUGGCUAAAUACCGACACACCGUGAACGCUGUUCUCAUUUUGGGAUUCGAACAUGUAGCCUUCUCGACACCGACCCGAGGUAUGCCGAUGCAUCCAGUUAGCUGACGUGUGCAGGCACCCCCAGGGUCCUUGUGCCCCCCUCUAUGAUGGUGGACAUCCCAGGGGAGGCGCACAGCCCGGCUGCCCGCCUCAGGUUCUCCAUGCUGGGCAGCCCUCUUUACGGAGACCUGCUGGAUGACCUAGAGGACAUAUCACGCUCCAUCAGCAAUGAUACACUGGGUUCACUGGACCUACCAGACCUUCAGAGCACUGGGCCAGGCUCGGAGAGAACCGUCAUACUGGACAGCCUGACCCCUGCCUCCAGUCCGUCCUCUGUAUCCAACAGUGCGAAUCCCGGUGGCGAGGAAAUGCCCUGCCCCCUGACUCCUCCCCCUGUCCUCCAGUGCAGAGUGUGCUCUGACAAGGCGUCGGGCUUCCACUAUGGGGUGCACGCCUGCGAGGGCUGCAAGGGUUUCUUCAGGAGAACGAUUCGCCUGAAGCUGGAGUACGAGAAGUGUGAGCUCAGAUGCAGGAUCCACAAGAAGAACCGCAACAAGUGCCAGUAUUGCCGCUUCCACAAGUGUCUCAGCGAGGGCAUGUCACACAACGCGAUCCGCUUCGGGCGUAUUCCCCAGUCGGAGAAACAGAGGUUGAAGGUGGAAUUUGGGAUGGGGGGGAGGAGCGAGGCGGAGCAAACCCUAACGCCCCCCGACCACAAGGUCCUGGUGCAGCAGAUCCACCAGGCCUACAUGAGGAACUUCAGCAUGAACAAGGACAGGGCUAGACUGAUACUGACCGGCAAGACCAGCCGACCGCCAUUUGUUAUCCACGACAUGGAGACCUUCCAGGCGGCGGAGCAAACCCUGGAGGUGAGAGGUGCAGCAGGGCCUAGCCCCGGCCCAGUCCGAGGCCUCACAGCUGGGAAGGAGCUCCUGGUGGAGGGGCCCGGCGAGGCAGAGGCCCGGCUGUUCCUCUGCUGCCAGAGCGCCUCAGUGGAGGCGGUCACAGAGCUGACGGAGUUCGCCAAGAACAUCCCUGGCUUUCUCCACCUCGACCUCAACGACCAGGUGACCCUGUUGAAGUACGGUGUGUACGAGGCCCUCUUCACCCUCCUUGCCUCCUGCAUGAAUAAAGACGGCCUCCUGGUGGCGCGCGGCGGGGGCUUCAUCACCCGUGAGUUCCUGAAAAGUCUGCGGCGGCCCUUUAGUGACAUGAUGGAGCCCAAGUUCCAGUUUGCCACGCGCUUCAACGCUCUGCAGCUGGAUGACAGCGACCUGGCGCUGUUCGUCUCUGCAAUCAUCUGCUGCGGAGAUCGUCCAGGGUUAGUGAACGCCUCCCUGGUGGAGCGACUCCAGGAGAGUGUUGUGCAGGCUCUGCAGCUUCAUCUGGUGGCCAACCACCGUGACAAUGCCUUCCUCUUCCCUAAGCUGCUGCAGAAGUUGGCCGACCUGCGAGAGCUGGUCACCGAGCAUGCUCAGUUGGUGCAGGACAUUGAGACGACGGAGGAUACGUCUCUCCAUCCGCUCCUGCAAGAGAUUUACAGGGACAUGUACUGAGUAAAAUAAAGGCAUGUUCCAUUUUACAGGGACAUGGACUGAUUAAAAAAGAUGCAUGUUCUGAUUUACAAGGACAUGUACUCAAUGAGAGAGAGACAAUACGUGAAGAAAAGCACUGCAGCCUCUAGUUGCUGCUUGUGGGAGUUUACAAUAUUGUAGAUGGAAGUGCUUAAAACCAGGAAAUGAAAAUCAACAAGGGUCAACCAAGGGUCACUGAAUAUUGCUUGUUCUUUGCUGGACGUAUACUGCAAGAAACACUAAUGAGCUUAAAGUUAAAGGAUAAGUUAACUAUCGUGGACAACAUGGCGUAUUCACAGGUGCUUUUGAAUAGGCCAUGAUCCUAGCGUUUAAACACCAUACUAUCCACAGAUUGUCCAACUUGAUUCUAGUGUGUAGAAACCAUUAUAUCCCCAACCUGUGUUUUUUUCUUCUUCAUAUUGUGAUGUAGCUGAGCUAGAAUGGUAGGCAAGCAUGCAAAUGUUUGAGAAGAUGAAAAAUUUAGCAUUUAUUCAAUAGUUGAAUUUGAAGUGAAACUACUACACAAUCAAACUCAUUAUUUAUGCAAUUUGUGAAAUAAUAGAAACAUGAAAAAAACUUUUUAGAUCAUGCUAGAAUCAUUCAAUCUGUGAAUAGGCACAGAAUUAUCCUUUUAACCAAAGUUCAACUGUUGAGCCCAUCCCUUCUGACCAAUCAUGACCCCAGCUGUUCCAUGAUCUGUUCUAAUGGGGUGCAAUGCUGCAUUUGUCUGGUUGGGCUGUAACGGGGAUGUGUGGUUAUUCACCUUAAAUAUCGACCCAUUUUUUGAUGCUUCUUUGGAGCAGGUUUAUCUCUCGAUUUCCAAUUACAAUGCAAAUCUAAUCUGAACAUAUGUAUUCUCGAUCAGAGCCAAAUAUGAACAUUUCCUUUAUCGUGUGUCCAUAUGAAUAUCGGGACAGUGUGAUAUAGGCAUUAAGGAAACCACGCCUUUGAAGAUUGAUAGCUUUGUCUUCUGGGCCCCUCACACCCCAAGAGGUAGGAGAUCUAUAUGAACCUCUACAGAGGUGUGUAUGGAUACUACAGAUUUGAGCAUGGCCGUGCAAUGUUGGUGGAAACAUGAGGAUAUAUGAUAGAAUGAUCAAUUGCGACACAAUAUAUAUGUGUAUAUAUAUGUAUGCAAGGUAUGAACUGAGUAUAGCCAUGACAGUCUGGCUUCAGUAACAGCCGCCAUCAUUAUUUACCUGCAAGCAAGGUGUGAUCACAGCCAACUCUUGCCCUUGAGUUGGCUGUUGAAUCGACGGCAAUAAGGAACACAUACACUUUACCUCAGUGUGUCCAUGGAACUCAUACACACAGCAGCUGGGAACCAUGAUCAGAUUUAAUUAUACGUCUGCGUCAAACAGCUGCAUGCCGAGCUACAACAGGUCUAUGCCACCGGCGUAGCCCUCAGAAUCCAUCACAGAAGGUAACGCACACCUCUCCAGAAAUGUAAAAUGGAACCGGGAUAGGUGAAGGCCCGAGUCCUCCUGGUGUGUCUUUCAGUUAAUUUAUAAUGGAGCAGAUCCGUAUGUUUGCCAACAUGUAAAUGUGUAUCUCACAUGACAUUGCAAGGUCUUGGACUUCUAGCAGUCUCGAAAGGUAUUCACAGCCUCAACCCCAGCAACCACUCUUUUUCCAGCAAUUUGCGGGACUUUGCCACUCUGGGCCGAUGAGAUAAAUCACCUAAGGCUACUUGGAGUGAAUUCAAGUCAUGGUUUCACAGUAAAUGCUGUUAACAUGUGAUUUUGCGCCCCUUUGCGGGCAAAGUGGUGCCUUUUUGUUAUUGACCCUGUGACAUCAUUGAUUGAGCUAUCUUCACAACACUUAAUACACUUUUUAAUGGUCCUCUGUCCUCCGUGCAUGGCACUAUAAUCUGACAUGUCCAUAGAGCAUUUGUCGCAAAUUGUGUAAUUUGCUCCGUUGGAUAAGAACAUUCUUUACAUUUUCACAAGACUUUUACUAUAUAGAGAAAUUAAUCCAGAAGAUUAACAUUAUGGCUGAAAGAGGAAAUCAUUAACAGCAUGUAAAAUGGACUACUUAAGGUUGGAAUAUAUGUUAACAAACACACAUCCAUUAAAGAUUAGCAGACAUCACUUAUGUCAACAUUUUCUUGCGGACUAUGCUCAGUGGGGUGUUCAACAAAGCCGGUUUUAUCACAUAACCAGGUAAGUUAACCCAGGGUUUGCUGUAACCCUAGGUUUUCCGUUCCAAAAGGAUCACGGUAUGUUAGUUUUAUAGAAACAUGCUCUGAAUCAAACCUGGUCGGAGCAGGUUUUGCGCAGGUUAAGUUUGAAACAUAACCCGGUUUUGGGUAUUUAAUCCGCGUUCACCGCAGAUUUCAUGUGUUCACAAUGGCAUGCCCUUUUGAUGAGAGAACUGCUGAUAUCGGAGCGCAAAUUAUACGUGCAAUCCACCGGGAGCGAUUGAUAAGACCACGGCUCGACAUCUUGGCAUAUCAAAUUACUUUUUGCUGGAGUGGAGAGAUAGGCCUAUAGAUUCUCGCGCAAAUCUUUAAUAUAAAUAGCCUUACAUAGCCAACACUACCAAUCGAGGACCUGGCCUCAGUUCACUCCAGACUAUUUGCGUAGCCCUCUGUUUUUUGCAAAUGGUAGUUUUAUCUAGGUGUAUAAUGUUGGAGAUGCUGAGCACAUCUCAGUCCUUUCAGAUGACCCAUCCAAGAUUUGUAUCGGCCUCCUAUCAUACAAAGAGCAAUAUUGUCUGAGUAGGCCUACUAUGCCGAGAGGCACUUACAACACAAAGUAUAAAAUAGUCCUAACAGACUUGCAUCCACUGGAGAAUGUUUGAUCGUUACACGCACUAAUCCAUCUUGAUCUGUGAAGUUGAUGAAUUGUCACUUUUAGGUUUUCUACCCAGUUACCAAAAAAAUAAACAUUUGGAAUAGUAUGCGCUGUGGCAAGCACAUGGUUUGCAUGCGUUAUUUCGAAGGCAAAAAAAAUCUCAAAUACAAGAAACCACAAAAACCUACAUUCAACCAGUGGGGUAUGGCCCCUGACACUCUGAGGAGGUAGGUACCUACCUCCAGGUACCCCCUCCAUGCCAGGGCGCCCUGAAUUUAUGUUUAUUAACAGCUCCUCCACCGGGGUCAAGACAAUUUGAGGGCCAGAUCCAGUCUGCCGACUGUCGGCCUUUUCACGAUUGGCUUAAAAAAAUGGCUUAUUUAAAUAUAUAGCAAUACGAUGGUGGGAAAAGCUUACCAGUUUCAUUUUUAUAGUACUUGAUCCGCUGACCGCUUGGAAGCCAUCGGAGUACAUAUUUAUUUAGAAGAAAGGGGUUAUGUGGUAGGAUCUUUAAGAAUGCUUAACUGGGAUAUUUAUAUAUUCAUGGCUCAAAUAUAAAG